Molecule: messenger RNA, 3158 nt
Organism: Corythoichthys intestinalis (scribbled pipefish)
Lineage: Eukaryota; Metazoa; Chordata; Actinopteri; Syngnathiformes; Syngnathidae
Product: single-stranded DNA-binding protein 2
Exons: 17
Coding region: 77-1156 (359 amino acids)
Biological process (GO): positive regulation of transcription by RNA polymerase II
Cellular component (GO): nucleus
Molecular function (GO): single-stranded DNA binding; protein binding
Source: RefSeq, a predicted model, not a curated record
GCCAUGGUGACGGGGCUGUGCCCAAGGAGGUUGUGAUGGGUUGACAGGUGCGUGACAAUCGGAGCUCUCUGCAAGCAUGUACGCCAAAGGCAAGAGUAGCAACGUGCCGUCCGACAGCCAAGCCAGAGAAAAGUUAGCGCUGUAUGUGUACGAGUACCUGCUGCAUGUAGGAGCUCAGAAGUCAGCACAGACCUUCCUCUCCGAGAUCCGAUGGGAGAAGAAUAUCACGUUAGGGGAACCUCCAGGGUUUCUCCACUCUUGGUGGUGUGUUUUCUGGGACCUUUACUGUGCAGCCCCAGAAAGAAGAGACACAUGUGAUCAUUCCAGUGAGGCCAAAGCCUUCCAUGACUAUAGUGCGGCAGCAGCUCCUAGCCCCGUCCUUGGUAACCUCCCCCCAGGAGAUGGAAUGCCCGUGGGUCCGGUCCCGCCAGGAUUUUUUCAGCCUUUUAUGUCCCCUCGAUACCCGGGAGGACCCAGACCGCCCCUCAGAUUACCCAAUCAGGGGCUUGCUGGUGUGCCAGGAAGUCAGCCCAUGUUACCCAGUGGCAUGGACCCCACAAGACAACAAGGACAUCCAAGUAUGGGCGGGCCAAUGCAGCGCAUGACGGCGCCAAGGGGUAUGGUGCCACUCGGGCCCCAGAGCUAUGGAGGAGGGAUGAGACCACCACUGAAUGCACUAGUUGGGCCUGGAAUGCCUGGCAUCAAUAUGGGGCCAGGAGGUGGAAGACCCUGGCCAAAUCCUCCAAAUUCAAACUCUACUCCUUAUUCUUCUGCAUCUCCAGGAAGUUAUGUGGGACCUCCAGGAGGAGGGGGACCACCUGGCACCCCAAUCAUGCCAAGUCCAGCAGAUUCAACUAACUCUGGUGACAACAUGUACACAAUGAUCAGCACAGGGGCCCCAGGUGGAAGUCGACCAAAUUUCCCCAUGGGUGCAGGAGGUGACGGCCCAUUAGGGGGAAUGGCUGGAAUGGAGCCUCAUCACAUGAAUGGAUCAUUAGGGUCUGGAGACAUGGACAGUCUCCCAAAGAACUCGCCGGGUAAUCUGAGUAUGAGCAACCAGCCAGGCACCCCCAGAGAGGAUGGAGAGAUGGCUGGAAACUUCCUCAACCCUUUUCAGAGUGAAAGUUAUUCUCCAAACAUGACCAUGAGCGUGUGAAGACAAGGCCAGCAGCUUGCUAGCGUGCUACCAACCUUUGAUAAAACACAUCUGAUGUCACGUAAACCUGUGACUCCUCGGCCUUCUCAGCCUCAACCUCCGCGAUGAGGACAGCGACCUAGGCCUUUGUCCCGACAUCACCCCAGCCUCUCCGUUAUUUGUCCCAUUCCAAAAAUAACUACUCGGCCACACUCAUCUAUUCCUCUUCUGCAACUAUGCGACUGUACAAAGGAACAAUUCAAACGCAUGGAGGAAAUAACCGACUGUAUUUUUAUGUGGACCUCUCGUUCCCCAACAGACAGAUGGCCAGCAUCCUAUUUAUUUUGAAGUUCAAAGACAAUCCAGAGGGUUAACUUAACUGUAACUGAUCAACAUGGACGUUAUUUUUCUGUAACUUUCUGAACAAAUAUAUCUCAUAAGAAAAUUGAAAGACAUAUUACAAUCGCAUUACCUUGAGGUUUGUUCAAUUUACUGCAAAUUUUGUGAUGCCUUUUCUAUAUUUGUGUUUGUCCACCACUCACUGUGUACUAAGAAUUAUAGUGUUCUAAUAUAUGUUUUUAAAUUUUGAGUAAAGUCCAGUGUUCAAGAUAAAUAGAAUCAAAUAUUGACUUUUCUUUUAAUAAGUAAUUGUUUUGUUUGAUGUGGCCCUGGUCAUAUGUUCUUUGAACUUUGAUGCCAAAUAAUCUGCAAUAGUCAGUACAAGUUGCAACAUGACUGAAACUGCACAUUUGCAUUCCAGUAGGAUUUUAGUUUUGAGUUCAAAUAUGAGCGUUAAUUAAGAGUUAUGAGACAAUGCAAGAAGAUUUAGCAUUCCAAAAUUCAACUCAUCUGAUCAAACUGUGACAUCAGUGUACACUAAACAAGUGUUGGCACAAAAUAUGGAAUAGUUUCUAGUUCGUUUUUUAAAUGUUUUAUUUAUGGUGUACAAAAGGUCCACGUACCUGUGAGCAUCCUCUAUCCGCCUUCCUAACUGCAAAGUGUACAGCCCACAAAUGUAGCUCCCUGUCUUGUAUGUGUAUUUGAUAUUAUGAUUCAUAUUAUUGAAUGAAAAUUCUAAUCGCUAAUGGGAGAAGUGGAAGGAUGACGAUACAAUGUGACAAUUUAUCAGAGAUAACUUUAUUUGUGGUUCUUUGGUAAGUAUGACGCCAUAGGUGGGAGUACGACUAAGACUAAGCAUUUGUAAAUUGGACCAUGAUUGGUGGCGGUAUGUUGAACUCCAUUUGUGAUGUGUUCACUUCUUUUUUUAUUCUUGUAUUCUGUUUUGUAAAUAUACAGAGAAGUAUUUCAUGGUUUUGAAAAUGCUGGUAUAAAGCUUCUCUUCCCUCAGCCAACAUCUCAAUUUUCUUUUGUCUCUUGUGUGUUGUGAUUUCUUUUAUGUUUUGUGUCCAGGUGUGGAAGAUAACGGCGUAUGGUGGCCUGUUGCCUUCAAGUCCUGCACUUGACAGCACCAAUAAAGCUGCAUGUGGAUUUUAUUAUGCAUGAUGACAUGGUCUUCAAUCCGUUCAAGGGCGUAGGUUUGGUCUCAUAUUGGUAGGGACGAUACAACAGCAUGAGCUGCAUGUACACUUUUUGCUGGGGACAGGACAUUAAUAAGACCAAACCAAUUGGGUGUACGGUAGGGAUGGGAAUCGAAAUCCGAUUCCAAUUCCGAACGGGUUCCUAGUGUUUCGAGGCCUCGACAUCACAAUGAAAAAGCCUUAACGAUGCCUUUAACAAUUACUAAAGACGGCUAUUGCGUCGUGACGUGUCUUGUUGUCCAGACGCAUCAAAUUAGCAUGGCGCCAAGAACCACUCGCUCUAAAGUUUGGCUACACUUCACCGGGAAAGAGGGUGAAAAUUAAAGGCUACGAUGGUUUAGCACCAGCAUUGCAGCCGUAAACAUAACAAUGACAGCACGUAGGUUCAAACUCUCGAAAGUGUGUAUUCACUUCACGGGGAAAAAAAUACAACAACGCGACUUGCAGUUAUUGCAAGGUGGAGAUCGGGAGGGAAUAUAACUGCA